Molecule: messenger RNA, 3390 nt
Organism: Emiliania huxleyi CCMP1516
Lineage: Eukaryota; Haptophyta; Isochrysidales; Noelaerhabdaceae
Exons: 7
Coding region: 286-3390 (1034 amino acids)
Molecular function (GO): DNA binding
Source: RefSeq, a predicted model, not a curated record
CGCAGUCCUCGAGUUUACGCCUUGGCCCCAUCAAUCCUCUCGAUACUCCGAGCUUGUUCGCGCGCCCUGCACAGCGCCGCGGCGGCGACCUUUCGCACACCCACGCCCCUUCUCCUCCCUCCGCCCGCGGCAGCGUGCCUCGCAGCCACGCACGCCUCCGACCGCCGUCGCCGGUGCCCCACCGCCACAGGCUCUAAUGGCCCAUGCCCCCCACGGUCAGAUGGAGCACGCCCCAACCGGGCGGGAUUACGCGCCGCACAUUGUGUGGAACGUCGUCACCCGCAGAUGAUCUCGCACGGCCAGAUCCGGCGCGCAGACUUCGCCGCCGGCCGACGCACAGACAUAGCGUCGCAGGCGGCGAUCCGGGCGGGGCAGCCCCAGGCGAUCCAGUGCCAGCCCGGACUUGCCGCUCCGGGCACCGCCGUGUCGGUCUCCGCCCCGCCGAACCCGGGUGCUGCGGUUGACGUGUCGGUCCCUGCCGGUGGCGCUCAGCAGACGGAAGCGGCGCAGCAGCAGCUGGCACUGCAGCAGCAGCAGCAGGCUUUGCAGCAGCAGCAGUUGGCACUGCAGCAGCAGCAGCAGGCAUCGCAGCUCUCGAUGGCCCUCCCGAUGGCGAUGCAGCAGCAGCAGGCGAUGGCGCAGCAGCAGCGCGCCAUGGUGCAGCAGCAGCCCGGCGGCGCCGCCGCCGUCGCUGUCAGCGCCCCCCCUCCGGGUGGCGGCCCUCCGGGUGGGAUUCCCGCGUCCGGGCUACCCCCAGGGUACGGUCUCGGGCCCGAGGCGCUGGCUGCGGCCAGCGUCGCGGCCAGCGUCGCGGCCAGCGUCGCAGGCGGCGCCCCGGCGGCGUGCGCCCCUCCGGCCAUGGCGCAACCGGGCCAGUUGGCGCAGCUGGGCUACGCCGACCCGCGCUUCUACCACGGCAUGAUGCCGACGCUGCCGGCCAUGGCCACAGCGGUGCAUUACCCCCCCGGCUACCCGGGGGCGUGCUUGGGCGCCUACCCCGCCCCGGGCCACCCCCCCGCGGCGGCGCAGUGGCCGCCGCCGCCUGCUGGUUUCGGAUCAUUCGCUUUUGCGCCGCCGUCCGCCAGCAGCGGUGGGAUGCCACCCACAAGCGGCGGGAUGCCGCCCACAGCGAUGCGGCUGGUCGCACCGCCGCCGCCGGCGGCUCCGCCGACAAUGGCGCCUGCGCCGGCCGUGGGCAGUAGUGCGCCGGGCUCGGCGUUGCCGGCGAUUUCGCCGCAGCGGCCGCUGCCGCAGCCGAUGCCGGCGCCUGUCCUGCCGACCGUGCCGACUGUGCCGGCGCCGGCUGUCACGCCGGGGCGACUCCCACCCCUCGAGAACCGCAUCGCCGAUGCCAGCCCGCCCGCCGCCGAGCAGCCACCCGCCUCCGUCGCGAGUGCGAUCGCGGCCGCAAAAAGCGCGGCCCCAAAAAGCGCGGCCCCAAAAGGCGCGGCCCCGCCCGCGCUCGCGCCGUCGGCGUCCGCCGAGUCUGAGGGUGUGGACGAGGGGGCGGCGGCGGCGCUUCGCGCAUUGGCUGGCGCCGGCGCGUCCUCUGCGCUCGUGGCCGCCUCGCCGGCGGCGGCCGGCGGCGAGACUUGCGCCUAUCCCAACUACCCGCCGCCGCCGCCUUGCGGCAACAGUGGGCUCGCGGCGGACCGGUGGCAGCCAUCGGCGGGCGACGUGAUGUUGCUCGAGCGCGUCUUCGAGAUGGAGCCGCUGCCGUGCCGCGCCACCCGCGAGCAGCUGGCGACGCACUUCAGCAUCACCUCGCGGCAGGUGCAGGUCUGGUUCCAAAACAAGCGUCAGCGCGUGCGCGUGCGGGCGGCCCGGGACGGGUUGCUGCCCCCCCCUGGCCAGCCGCUCGAGAAGCGGCCUGCCGAGCCCAGCGACGCUGUCGGAGGGGGCGGUGGAGGGAGCGGUGGCGGCGGCGAGGCGGCGAGGGGUAGCGGCGGGGGCGAGGCCAAGGGCCAAGGGUUGGCGGCGAGCGCGGGCGGCGGCGCCCGCAGCGGCGGCGCCACCGGCCGUCCGACGCGAGAGGAAUCGGCGAGCGAGUCCGCGCUCGACGGCUUGGUCGCACUCUUUGACCCCGCGGCGCGCGUGGCGCGGACGACCAGCGGUGGCCGCGAGAUCUACCAUCUCAAGACGGCCGCGUCAGGCGAGGGGGGCAGCGAGCAGGGCGCCUCGAGCGGGUCGGACUUGGUCAAGGCGGUGCAGGCGCGGCUCAAGCCCGCCGCCUUCGACCAGGGGCGGCUGCAGCCUAGGGCUGGCCACCACGGCCCCGCUCUGACGCCAAAGCUGAAGCUGCAACCGCGCGGCAGGGGCGCGGGCAAGCUGGGCGAGGGGGGCGCGUCCUCCCUGAGCCACGCCGAGGUGAUGCGCCGGCUCGCUGCGAUGGGCUGCUGUGAGAAGGACCCGCUCUGCACCCGCGGCUUCAAGCACGGGGGCAAGGGCGGGCCCUGUUCGCGCAAGCGCGUGCGCGCGGGCGCCGAUGCACCCGCCACCGCGGCCGGCGGUGGGGCGGAGGCGGAUGGCGGCGGCGACGGCGACGGCGACGGCGAGCCGCGGCUGCUCCUCGAGGCAUGGGCCGAGGUGUUGCGCAAGUGCGAGGAGUCGGCCGACUGGAUGCCGAGUCGCGUCCUGAUCCAGCGCUGCCUCAACGCGGACGGCGUGAGCGCCGAGGCGGCCAAGCGCAUCAAGCAGCUCCUCGAGCGGGUGCUCCUCGCCACGGGUCGGCCGAUCGUCGCGCGGGCACCCGCCGGUUGGGGGUCGUCUGACAGCGAGAGCGACGAAGGCGGCGGCGGCGGUGGCGGCGGCGGCGGCGGCGGCGGGGUGGGGACGUACGAGGCAGCGAGGCUCGCGCCAGGGGACAUUGGCCAGUGCGCGAAGGCGGGCUGGCGACGUUCACACGGAGUGCGCAUGGAGGCGGACCCGCUGUGCACGCGCGGCUACAAGCAUUGCGGCAAGGGGGGCCGCUGCUCGCACGCGCCCCGGCAGGCAACCUUCCUGCCGCGCCUCAACCGCAGGUGGCGGGGCAGCGAGAUCGUGCCCGCCGCCGGCUCGGCUGCCGGCGCGGGGGACGGCGAGCCGGGUUUGCCCAAGAGGCAGGCCGUGGCGGCCGGCACGGACGUGGCAGGCCCCCCGACAAGCGCGAGUGGCGCCAGCGGGGCUGAGAUCACAGAGGCGCCAGCCUCCGGCGAGAGCGCCGACGGCGCCUCCGAGCCCGGGGGCGGCUCGGGUGGGUCUAGCUCUGAGGGCUCCGGCGAGGAGGGGAGCUCGGAUGAGUCGAGCUCAGAAUCGGAGGACGACGACGAUCGCGAGCUGGUGGAAGAGUCGCCGAUGGAGGAGAGCCCCCCCCGCCGCCCCCCCACCUCAGACAGCUCCCCGAGCCCUUGA